GUGACCCCGGCGUGAUGGAACCUCAGCUAUAUCUCAAGUGAGAUAAUUCUUUCGUUUUGAGUACUUCGGUAAUAUCCACAUCUUGGGUAAGCUUUUUCAAUUUCGUUUCGAAUUCGUAAUUCGCUACUUCCGUAAUAUCCAUGUUGGAUAAUCAUCAGUUCGUUUCGCAUUCGUUUACUUCGCAAUCGUAAUCGUUUCAACGUUCGUCGUACGUUGGAAUUCGAAAAUCGCAUCCGUUCGUAAUAUCCACUCCGUGGGUACUCCAGUAAAUCGCAUCCGUUCGUAAUAUCCACAUUACCGUGGGUACUCCUCAGUAACGCUAUUUACCAAUAUCAUGGCGAAUAGACGAACCAUCGAGCAGCUCCGUAAGCUACGAGACAACGUUAUUAUCGUAUUCGACAACACCCGUACCUGGGCAGACAAUCCUCAAACGAGUAAAUCUGCACCAGAGCUCCGACGACGUAUCCGACACCUGGAAGAACAAUUUGGUUUGUUUGCUUCUUAUAAUAACGAUAUUCUUACCACCGAAGGUAACGACACCGAGUCGGAUUGCGCAGUUACAGCUGUAACUGCCGAAUCCAAGUAUUUCGAAAUCGUAUCAAAGUUAGAAACGCUUCUCGAGCAGGCUACACCCGAACCGACCAACGAAGGCUCCGAAUACCGUAGCUGUACCGCAGCCGAUAAUUCAGUUCGGUUACCCAAGUUGAAUCUGCCCAAGUUCUCGAACAAGUCCGAGGAUUGGGCCAGCUUCUUUCAACGGUUCCAGAGUGGCGUCCGUAGCCCUCGUUUAGACGACCUGCACCGUCACGAGCAUCUGCUGUCCUGUCUAACUGGCGAGUCAGCUGACCUCGUUCAGAACAUCCACGUCGAAGCUGGCAGUUAUGCCGUUGUAACCGAAAUCCUAAAACGUCAAUACGAGAACAAGCGCUUGAAUCUUCGCCUUCAUCUCCAGAAACUCUUUGAACUGGGUGAGGUGAAAGAAAACAAUCCUGAAUCGCUCCGUAAACUCGCCAAUACUGCGUUAAUCAGUAUUCGAGCCGUCGAAAACAUGGGCUUCAAACGCGAUGCCCUGUCUAACGAACUUAUUGUCCAGCUCAUUGUUACGAAACUCGAUUCGCGCAGCUGUGAGCUCUGGGAGACGUCCCUCAACAACGAGCAAGCUGUCGAUAACGCCGAACCAGACGUAGACUCAUACAGUGAGCUGAUCAAGUUCCUAGAAAACCGUAUUCGAGUCGUUUCUUCAGUAUUCGUAACCGCAUCGAAGCAGAACGCCGCAGCCAAUACUAGACAACAUCCUCAACGCACGCGUGGCGCCGCCACCUCGUUAGUAACGCAAUCCGCAUCGUCAAACCCGUCUUCAGCGCAAUCUAUGGUUGGCAGCGGUGAUUCAGUCGUGAGAAUCUGUCCGUGUUGUAGCCAGGUUCAUCCACUCUACCAGUGUGACGCCUUCAAACGUCUACCGAUUCAAGAACGCUAUCAGCGGGUUCGUGACGCAAGGCUAUGCGUUAAUUGCUUCCGUGGCGGUCAUUGGGCCAAGGUGUGUCGCUCGAUCAAAUGCAAGCAGUGCGGCAAGGCGCAUCACACGUUGUUACAUCUGCUCGAGUCCAAUAGCGCGCAUCAACCGCCUCCGUCUUUGGCGGCGGCCCCUACGCCACCUUCCGGUACUCCUAGCACUACAAAUCAGACAUCCGAACCUCCGAAACCGACUCAGUCAGUGUCCGCAAAUGCGACAUUUCUAUCCGCAGUGACGCAGCGACAGCUCCGCGAAGUAUUAUUGAGUACCGCAGGUGUCCGCCUCGCCUCUGCGACCCAUCAUAUCAACGCAACUGCUUUGCUUGAUGGCGCUUCGCACGUUACGUUACUCACGAAAGAUAUCGCACAGAAAUUGAACUUGAAGCUCAGUAAAUCGUCGGUAGUGAUCAGUGGCGUUGGUGGAGCGCGGUCUUCAGCCAACUCAACCACCACUAUCAAGCUUACAUCGCGCAACGGUGAAUUCUCCGUCAAUCUACAUGCAAUAGUGGUAGAUUCGAUCACCGAUCCGUUACCAUCAGUAUCAUUUACGCCUCCGCCAGAAUGGGACUUUGCCCAACGCUACCAUCUCGCUGAUCCGCGAUAUCACGAGUCAAAGGUCAUUGACCUACUCAUUGGAGUUGAUCAUUUGUACCAAAUCCUCCAACCGUCAAUGAUUACGCAACCGAAUCGACUAACGCUCAUCUCGUCUCAGCUUGGAUGGCUCCUCGCCAGUCCAUACUCAACGUCAUCGAUUGAACCGAGUGUGCGCUGCCUUCAUGCGAAGUUGACGCAACCAGAAGUGGACUCAAUCACAGAGUUCUUAGGCCUCAACGAGCCACCGCGCGUCAAGGACACCAGGUCAGUUGACGAACUCGAGUGUGAACGAAUAUUCGUUGAGACACACAAACGUGAUCCAGUCUCAGGCCGUUUUAUCGUCAAGCUACCACGACGAUCUAACAAGAUUCUUGGUGAAUCGCGCCAGCUCGCUAUAAACUGUCUGAAACGCACUUGCGUUUCAGAAGAGUACCGUGAAUUCUUACGUGAAUACGAAGCGCUUGGUCAUUUGACACGCUGCACACCUCCACUACCAAACCAGAUUACCUACUACAUCCCACAUCACGCUGUUUACCACAAUGGGAAGAUCCGAGUUGUAUUCGAUGCUUCAAUGAAGACGACAAAUGGCGUCUCAUUGAACGACACACUAUUAGUGGGCCCAACGUUGCAGGCGCCACUAUUCAUCAUCUUUCUCCGCUUCCGAAUUUUCUUAUACGCAUUUACCGCCGAUAUAAUCAAAAUGUACCGCCAGAUGUGGGUACCGGUUGAAGACCGAGACCUUCAGCGCAUCGUUAUCUACGAAAAUGGCGAGAUAAUCGAUUGCCAACUGAAUACCAUCACCUAUGGUACGAGCUCCGCGCCGCAUUCCGCGAUUCGAACGAUUUUCCAACUUGCUGAUGAUGGCGAGUCAGAAUUUCCAGCGGCGGCGGCAGUUCUGCGCAAAAAUACAUACGUCGAUGAUACACUGAGUGGUGCAGACUCGUUGGAAGCUGUGAAAAAGCUCAUCGACGAGCUAGUUGCUUUGUUACGUACUGCUGGCAUGGAGCUAGGCAAAUGGCGCUUCUUCGGUGAGCUGGCAGAUCACUCACCUCUCUGUGGCUCGUCAGCAGGCCGCACUCUUGGAGUAGAAUGGGACUCAGCUGGUGACUUCUUCAGUUUUCCAUCUCUGGCCAACGUCACAGUUCCAGAGAACACCGUAACGAAACGUAUCGCACUCUCGAAAGUAUCCAGCAUCUUUGAUCCGUUGGGAUUUCUCGCACCUCUCGCAAUCACCGGCAAGCUUCUCAUCCAAGAGCUGUGGACAAAUAAUCUGGACUGGGACGAAAACGUCUCCGCCGAUUUCCAACAGCGUUUCGAUCGUUUCCUUAACGAUAUCACCGCAUCCGCCAGCCUACAGUUUCCUCGCUACGUAGGAAACGCCGAAUCCGUUCAUCUUGAGUUGCAUGGGUUUUCAGACGCUAGUAAGGAAGCAUAUGCUGCCUGUAUCUACGCUCGCAUUCUCAAGGAGAAUGCGCCACCAGUUGUGCGGCUGAUUGCGUCAAAAACGCGCGUCGCUCCGCAACGCCAACCACGUACGAUUCCGGAGUUGGAGCUCUGCGCUGCUGCACUCCUGACCGAACUUUUCGAACCAGUUAUUACAACCCUAGGUUGUAACCGAGAUCGCUGUUAUGCCUACACCGAUUCGACCAUCGUGUUGGCGUACCUUGCCAAAGAACCAGGUCAUUGGACCCAAUUUGUCGCGAAUCGAGUGAAGAAUAUCGUCCGCACAUUUCCAGCUGAAAAAUGGCGACAUGUUGCAGGCGAAAUCAAUCCAGCCGACUUGGCCACACGCCAAAAAUCGUUUACCGAACUCGAAUCACGUUUUGAUCUCUGGCUCCAUGGUCCAGAGUUCCUUCACGAGUUGAAGAUACCACCGAAUCAUCUCUCACGCGAAUUUGGAGAAGAGAUUUUCCAGGCGACUCUCAUAUAUGUUCAUGUGAACACAGUGCUGGAUGAAAUACCUCCCCAAUACGCAGAUUUCGCCAGAUACGUCAUUAACCAGUACUCGGACCUCAGUAAAGUCCUGAGUAUCAUCACCGCUUGGCUCCGCAUCAAGGACUUCUUCCUCUCACGAGUCAGAAAAACGCCGCCUCCGAGCGGAAGUUUCUCUGCUGCUGAACAUCGACGCGCCGAACUUGAAUUGGCCCUGAAAGCUCAGCAUGAGACCUACCCAAAGGAAUUUGACAAGCUGAACACCAAGCGACCGCUUCCAAGUCGCAGUCGACUCACAUCACUGUCUCCCUUUCUCGAGAAGGGACUUAUACGCGUUGGUGGCCGCAUCGAACGUGCGGACCUACCAUACCAUCAACGUCAUCCAGUAAUCAUUCCGGCAAACCAUCGAUUCACGCAUUUGCUGAUUCGAGAUUGCCAUCGCCGAUUUGCACAUGCCGGACCCCAGUUCAUCACCGCUUAUCUACGCCGCAGAUACUGGCUCAUCGGUAACCUGAAUGCUCAAAUUCAGCAGGUUAUACGUACCUGCGCCAAAUGCGCACGAUUUCGUCGAAACGCUCACCGAAAUCCGCCGAUGGCCGAUUUGCCAGCUGACAGAGUUCGCCCAUCACCGCCAUUUUCCAUCGUUGGUGUCGACUACGCCAGCCCAUUUAAUCGCAAAUCAGAGAUUCGCUCACGAAGCACUAUCAAACUGAAGUCAUACGUCGCCGUGUUCGUAUGCUUUAGCACUCGAGCUGUUCACCUUGAGGUGGUCCUGGACCUCACAACAGCAGCGUUUCUCGCCGCAUUGAAACGUUUUGCAGCACGCCGUGGCUGCCCUCUAACCAUCUACUCGGAUAACGGCACCAAUUUCACCAGCGCCGCCAACGAAUUGAAUGACAAGUUCAACGAACUUGCCAAAUCCACCGAGAUACAAAAAUUCUCAUCACCAGCUCCGAUCGAAUGGCGCUUCAACCCCCCUGCUGCGCAGCACAUGGGUGGAUUAUGGGAAGCUGCCGUACGCAUUAUGAAGAAUCACCUGUACAAAACGAUCGGUGACACAGCACUCACCACCGACGAAUUUGGUACUCUUCUGUGCCACAUCGAAUCGAUUAUGAAUUCGCGCCCGAUUGUACCGCUGCGCGAUCCAGCCUCCAGCUUCGAUGCCCUGACACCUGGGCAUUUUCUAAUCGGACGUCCGCUUGUAGCUGUCUCAGAUGACACAUCCAACAGCGACGUCUCCCACUACCGAACGCGCUGGGACCUUGUAACCCAACUGCGCAACGCUAUUUGGCGACGUUGGAAGCCAGAAGUCCUAACCUCCCUGCAGAAACGGGUCAAAUGGACUGCUUCAACUCGUCAGUUCGAGAUUAACGACAUUGUAAUCCUCAGCAAAGAGGAGACCGCACCUUUGCAGUGGCCAUUAGGCCGAAUCAUUCGUACGUAUCCAGAUAGUCAAGGUACAGUGCGCUCCGUCGACGUCAUUUGCCGUAACGGCACUGUUUUGAAGCGCCCUGUCCAUAAUCUGAUACCGCUCAUCGACGUAGAUGAAGUUUCGACGCCGGAUGGUACCAGCGCCGACGGCGGCGGGAUGUAAACGAGUAUUUUGCAUCAAGUAAAAAUAAGCAAAAUUUGGGUCGCGUUUCGAUCGCGUAAUUACGGCGUCAUUACGCCUCUGUUUAUGUACGUUUUCGGAUAUACGCGGCUAUCGUUUGUUUAGACGUUUGUUGUCUUUUUUCUCAACGAAUUCGUAGCUUUUUGAAAACAUUAUCCGUUAUUCUGUCGUUAUGAAACAUUCUCCGUUUUUAUUACGCGAAAAUUAUAUCGAAUUAUGUUGAAUAAAUGUCAGAAAUGAAAUUUGCGUUUAUUCAUCCUACACCUACCCUGAGGGAAACGAGUUGUUCUAAUCAAUAUCUAUUGGCUAUCUCCAGCACGAAUUCCAACAAUUGCCCCACUAAGGGCAACUCAUUUAUACAACUAUGCUGAGCAAUUGGAAUGGAAAUACAAAAUAUAACCGUGUUACGAGUACCUACACAUACCGCGGGCUACUUGAUGAGCAAAAGCGGAAACGUUGACAAACUUUCCAUUUCGAUGAAAAAAGGAAGUGAUGCCUAAAUUCCGUCUAUACGUGUAUUCCGCACCUGCCCAAGUGCAGCUAAUUAAUUUUUCGUGAAAUUAUAACCACAAACGAGUAUUUCUAUACGAUGCUAGUGUUGAACUCGACGACCUUCGUCGGAGAAAAUAAUUAAAAGCGCUCCAAAUUUAAUAUUCAUAUUGUUAUAAUGUUACAAAGUUGACUUUAUAUGAAUAAAAUUUGAAAUGUGUUACAGUCGGUUGUCAACGAAGUGUUAAAUUGAUAUACGAGUAUUUCUAACUUUAUAAAAAUAAAUGCUGCAUUCGUGUGUU
This is a messenger RNA of Planococcus citri (citrus mealybug), 6441 nucleotides long. RefSeq lists its product as uncharacterized. The record is from RefSeq and is a predicted model, not a curated record. The transcript is spliced from 2 exons. Gene Ontology annotation, biological process: DNA integration. Gene Ontology annotation, molecular function: nucleic acid binding. Bases 335 to 5632 code for a protein of 1765 amino acids. NCBI's taxonomy places the organism in Eukaryota, Metazoa, Arthropoda, Insecta, Hemiptera, Pseudococcidae.